Messenger RNA from Mugil cephalus (flathead mullet), 2999 nucleotides. It is a transcript of the gene pmela, whose product is annotated as premelanosome protein a. Bases 119 to 2584 code for a protein of 821 amino acids. Gene Ontology annotation, biological process: melanosome organization. The transcript has 12 exons. Gene Ontology annotation, cellular component: melanosome. NCBI's taxonomy places the organism in Eukaryota, Metazoa, Chordata, Actinopteri, Mugiliformes, Mugilidae. The record is from RefSeq and is a predicted model, not a curated record.
GGCCCUCUUAAAGGGAGUGAGGAGACAUCCGUUAAGUCUCUGCGGUGAGUUGUGUUGGGGUUCAGGACAGCAGGGUGAGGAUCGGGGCACGGAGAGGAGACAGACAAGGCAACCCAGGAUGAGGACUCUGCUGCUGCUCGUCGCGGCUUUCAGCUUGGCCCACGCAAAGCAAAGAAGUCAGUUUACACGUUAUCGAUCAUGGAACUCCAGGAUGUAUCCGGUGUGGAGAGACGGAGACGCGAGGUUCAGAAACUGUUGGUCUGGUGGUGAAGUGACCUUUGACCUAAAGAACGACGCACCCACCCUGACUGGAGCAAGAGCAACCUUCAACAUUAAUCUGAACUUCCCACCAAAUCAGACAGUGCUCCCUGAUGGACAGGUGGUCUGGGCCCAAAACUGCACCGUGGAUGGUCAGCAGUAUCAGGAAGGUCAGGCUGUGUAUCCAGACCAAGACACUGGGUCAAAUGGAGUCUUCCCUGAUGGGACACCUUUCACCAGGACCCAGAACAGGAAGCCCCACUACGUGUUUGUGUGGAAGACCUGGGGGCGUUACUGGCAGGUGGCAGAUGGACCAUCCUCCUCACUCACCAUCGGUACAGACAAUGUGCCCCUGGGCUCCUACAACAUGGAGGUUGUCAUCUAUCACUGCCGUGGCAAAGACAAGUUCAUCCCCCUUGGUUAUGCCUCCACAGUGUUCACCAUCACAGACCAGGUUCCAUUCACCGUAUCGCUCGCCCAAGUCAAUGAUGUAAACCAGGACGACCAGAACUUCAUCCAGAACCGAGCCAUCGCUUUUAGCAUCAAGCUCCACGAUCCCAGCCAGUACCUGAACAACGCAGAGAUCAGCUUCAGCUGGGACUUCGGUGACAACAGUGGAACGCUGAUCUCCAGAGAUCUCACUGUCACACACACAUACCUGGCAGUUGGGACGUUCAAACCACAGGUUGUCCUGAUGGCCAGCAUCCCCAAUGGCUGUGGAAACCCCACUGCUGUUGUUCCUAUGGAUGCCUCUGCUGCUCCAGCAGUAGUUGUGGUACCAGCCACCCCUGCAGCCAUCCCAGCUGCACCAGCUGAGGGAGGAGAUGCAAUUGCUCUGGACGUUCCAGCUUCUGAUGCCACUCCACUCGCUGCUUCCGUGCAGCCAGCUGAUGCAGUCGCGAACACAGAUGAUGCAGAAACAGUCGUUGAUGCCGACACAGAGGCGGCAGCGGUGGCUUCAGUGGCCCCUGCAGAAGCUGAUGCGGCCGCUGUUCCCACUGGAGAAGAACCUGCUGACACUGCUGUUCCUGCUGCAGAAGCAGAUGUUGCUGCUGAGGAGACAGUUGCUGCGGCAGUAGAGGAGGCCACCGACGCCGCGGUCGCACCAGCAGCUGAAGAGCCAGCAGAUGCUGAAGCAGCUGCAGCAGAUGAUACCGCAGUAGAUGCUGAAGCAGCUGCUGCAGAUGAUACUGCAGUAGAUGCUGAAGCAGCUGCUGCAGAUGAUACCGCAGUUGUGACAGAUGUAACUGUAGAAAAUGUGCCUGUGAUUGAUGCCGCUGCUUCAGUUGCCCCUGCUGCAGAGGGAGGAGAAGUAGCAGUUGAGGUCGCUGCCACUGUUGCUCCUGUGGCAGAUGAAGCCGUAGAGCAAGAUGCUGAUGUGACUGCUGGCGCUGAAGCUGCUGUUGAAGCUGCUGUUGAAACUGCCGAGGCCACUGCUGCUGCCACAGGCGCUGUCCAAGCUGAAACAGAAGCUCCUGUGGAUAACAUUGUAGCUGCUGCUGCCACUGAGGCCACAGUAGUGGAGGAGGAGGCACUAGCUGAUGCUGUAGCAGAUGCUGAGGCUGAAGUCCUGGAAACUGAGAAUGAAGUUGCUGCUACUGUAGCUGCUGCAGCAGGUGAAGAAGAGGUUGCUCCAGCCGAGGGUGAAGUUCAAGUUGAAGUGGAGGCAGAGCCAGCACAGGUUGCCCUUGUUCUGGCCAAAAGACAAGCACCAGAGCUGACUGCUGACUGUACAGUGUACCGUUAUGGCUCUCUCGCCACAUCUGUAGAUGUUAUCCAGGGAAUAGAAAGUGUCGAGAUCGUACAGAUGUCCAAUGUUGUAGCAAUGGCCACUGAGUUGGAUCAGAAUGCUGUGGAUGUCACCAUUACAUGUCAGGGAAGUUUGCCAAGCGAGGUGUGCACUGUCAUCUCUGACGCUGACUGUAUCACACCGGUACAAACUAUCUGUAGCGCAGCCACACCCUCUCCAGACUGUCAGAUGAUCCUUCGUCAGUUCUUCAAUGACACCGGCACUUUCUGCCUCAAUGUCUCCCUGACUAAUGAUGUCAGCCUUGCCAUGGCAAGUGCUAGAGUCAGUGUGACAGUGGCCUCGGGGGGUUCCCCAGCUGGAACUGCUGCUACAGUGCUCGGUGUUAUGGUUCUCGCCUGUGUCAUCUGUUGCAUUGGUUUGAUGUACAGGCGGUUCAAGCAGUACCAGCCACUGAGAAACGACUCCAGCAGUGGAGGCAGCUCAGCAGUAACAUCGGUGCCUUUGCUGUUGUGGAACCUGCUGAGCCGACAGUCACCAGGUGAAAGCCGUCCACUGCUUCAGGGAAGGAUUGUGUGAAAACCAUCAUCGUCAUGAAGAUUUAUGCACUCCACCUUUACUUCAUCUGCUAACAUAUUGGCUUUCUACGCAUAAUACUGUGGGUAGCAAUACUGUAACUCCAAGCCAAUAAGCCAGAACCAGAUAAGUGAAGGAGAAACCACAUUGAAAUCAGGAGUUAUGUGUGUCAUUUAAAAAAACAAAAACAAAAAACACAUUUGUAGAGGUAUUUAUUUUGACCUAUAACAUUUGUAUUAACACGGCUUUAGAGAAGCCGUAACAUAUUCUCCUAUUUGUGGCCUACUUAUACUGAAGCAAUUGGAAAAUCAGUGUUAACACAUAUUGUUCAAUUUCUUGAUAAUGUCAUUUAAAUCGUAACAGAACACUAUCAUGUUUGUUAAACUGAAACAAAUAAAAUGGUAUUUUAUCACUGUGA